This is a messenger RNA of Panicum virgatum (switchgrass), 1907 nucleotides long. RefSeq names its product cytochrome P450 711A1-like. The coding region runs from base 58 to 1683 and encodes 541 amino acids. The transcript is spliced from 5 exons. NCBI's taxonomy places the organism in Eukaryota, Viridiplantae, Streptophyta, Magnoliopsida, Poales, Poaceae. Gene Ontology annotation, molecular function: iron ion binding; oxidoreductase activity, acting on paired donors, with incorporation or reduction of molecular oxygen; heme binding. The record is from RefSeq and is a predicted model, not a curated record.
AAGAGCGUCUGAGAUAUUGAAGCAGCUGGAGGACAGGACGGACAAAACAGAGAGAAGAUGGAGAUAGGCGCGGUUCUGGGUGCAAUGGAGGAGUACAUGUUCACCUUGGCGGCCAUGGCAGUGGGGUUCCUGGUGGUUGUUUACCUGUACGAGCCUUACUGGAAGGUCCGGCAUGUGCCCGGGCCCGUGCCGCUGCCGCUCAUCGGCCACCUCCACCUGCUGGCAAAGCACGGCCCCGACGUCUUCCCCGUGCUCGCCAAAAAGCACGGUCCUAUCUUCAGGUUUCACGUGGGAAGGCAGCCUUUGAUCAUCGUGGCCAACGCAGAGCUUUGCAAGGAGGUAGGCAUCAAGAAGUUCAAGAGCCUCCCCAACCGGAGCUUGCCGUCGCCCAUCGCCAAUUCUCCGAUCCAUCUGAAAGGCCUCUUCUCCACAAGGGAUUCGAGGUGGUCGGCGAUGCGAAACGUUAUCGUCUCCAUCUACCAGCCGUCGCACCUCGCGGGGCUGAUCCCGAACAUGGAGUCGUACAUCGCGCGCGCGGCGGUGAACCUCGAAGACGGAAGCGAGGUCGCCUUCUCCGAUCUUGCGCUCAGCCUCGCCACUGACAUCAUCGGAGAGGCGGCGUUCGGCGCGGAUUUCGGCCUAUCCCGAAAGCCGGCUGUGCCUAGCGACGACGGUGCGGAGAGCGGAGCCUGCACUGACGACGACGGCAGAUCUGUUGCGGCGAACAAGUCAUCAGAGUUCAUAAAAAUGCACAUCUACUCGACCACGUCGCUCAAGAUGGACCUGUCGGGUUCUCUAUCCACCAUAGUCGGCACGCUCGUGCCCUUGCUGCAGAAGCCGUUGCAGCAGGUGCUCUUGAGGGUCCCCGGCUCUGCCGACAGGGAGAUCGCCCGCGUUAACGGCGAACUCUGCAGGAUGAUGGACGCCAUCGUCGCAGACCGGGAGGAGGCGAGGGAGCGGGCGCCGGCAUCGCAGCAGCACAAGGAUUUCCUGUCCGUGGUUCUCGCGGCGAGAGACAGCAACGCGUCCUCACGAGAACUGCUCACGCCGGACUACUUGAGCGCGCUGACCUACGAACACCUCCUCGCUGGGUCGGCGACGACAGCUUUCACGCUGUCCUCCGUCGUCUACCUCGUCGCCAAACACCGGGAGGUGGAGGAGAAACUGCUCAGGGAGGUCGACGCAUUCGGGCCUAGCAGCCGCGUUCCCACGGCGGACGAUCUUCAGACCAAGUUCCCUUACCUCGAUCAGGUGGUGAAGGAGUCGAUGAGAUUUUUCAUGGUCUCGCCAUUGGUGGCACGAGAGACCUCCGAGCGGGUGGAGAUUGGUGGCUAUCUCCUUCCCAAGGGUAUAUGGGUGUGGAUGGCACCGGGUGUUCUCGCCAAGGACCCCAUCAACUUCCCAGACCCUGAGCUAUUCCGGCCGGAGCGGUUUGACCCUGCCAGUGAUGAGCAAAAGAAGCGGCACCCAUACGCACUUAUCCCAUUUGGAAUCGGCCCCAGGGUUUGCAUCGGCCAGAAGUUCUCCAUUCAGGAGAUCAAGCUCGCGCUAAUCCACCUCUACCGGCAGUACGUGUUCCGGCACUCUCCCAGCAUGGAGUCCCCUCUGGAGUUCCAGUUUGGAAUUUUGCUCCACUUCAAGCAUGGAGUGAAGCUUCAGGUCAUCAAGAGGCACAAGCAUUAGAUUGGUGAUGUUGUGAAUUAUGGUCCUUGAUUUCUAUUGGUGCAAAUGUGCAACAUGCCAACAUGUAUCAUAUGCACCGUUUUGCAAAGGAAAAACAUAGACGUCACGCUAGGUUGUUUAGUUAGUGAGUAGCCACUUUUGUAUUGUGUUCCGAGGCCCGAGGCUUUUAUCUUGUAAUCUAAUAAAAAGUGGGCCAGCACACAAAGUCGUGACGCGGUGUUUAA